Gambusia affinis (western mosquitofish) is the source of this 2763-nucleotide messenger RNA. It is a transcript of the gene cfap221, whose product is annotated as cilia and flagella associated protein 221. The transcript has 25 exons. The record is from RefSeq and is a predicted model, not a curated record. Gene Ontology annotation, biological process: cilium assembly; cilium movement. NCBI's taxonomy places the organism in Eukaryota, Metazoa, Chordata, Actinopteri, Cyprinodontiformes, Poeciliidae. Gene Ontology annotation, cellular component: cilium. The coding region runs from base 288 to 2660 and encodes 790 amino acids.
GAUAUAAUAGUGUCAUUAGACUUUGUGUCAUUAAACGUUUUGUGCUCGAAAUAACUUUUGUUGACGUUAACGCGAAUUUAAAUAAGCUAAUUAUCUAAAUUUGUUGCAGCCAAACUCCGUGUCAAUGCGUGAUUUUUUUUUACUUUGCCACCAGAGUUAAUACGCUGUCAGAAAGUUUGAACCCAGGUUUACCAGUAUUAUUAUUUCUCAACACAGCAGUCUCCUUGACUCCCCUCCAGCCGUCUGCCAUCCCUCUCAUGAGGAUCCAGAGCUGACCUUUCUCCAGGAUGGAGCUGGCCCCGCCUGUCCCGCAGACACUAUUGGAGCCCCAGAGGAAAGGGACGUCUCUGCCCCUGAACCAGCUGGUGGAGGAGACCAGGAGCAAAACCCUCCCAAAUCAUCUGCUGGAUUCAAAAAUCUACGCCAGACUGAAAAGUAACAGUCACAUCGAAGCAGACCCCGCUUCACUUCACUUCAGCGGCUUUGAGCUUGGGAAGAGUUACACCAAGACCGUGAAUCUAAUCAACAUUUCAAGUGCACCGGUGAACAUUCACAUAAUUCCAACUGUAACAAAGCACUUCCAUACAACGUACACCAAAAAGGAUCGGCUGAUCCCUGGCCUGGCCUACACUGUGAAUGUUGCGUUCUGCCCAGACGAUUGGCAUUACUUCAGCGACUGCAUCCGUGUUCACUGCAAGGAUGAAGAGAACCUGUUAAUUCCAAUCCAUGCUUACCCUGUCAUCAAUGACCUACACAUCCCCACUCACAUCAACCUCUCUGCCAUACCGCUUGGACAAAGUGUUCAGCAUGUAAUUCCCCUGAGUUGCAGCUGUCCAGUUGACUUUGAGUUUCAGGUGUACAUUGUUCAGCCACAUGAUGCCUACUCCAUCCACCCCCUCGCAGGUGUGAUACCAGCCAAUGGGGAAGUUCUGAUGACCGUGACGUUCUGUCCUCUCCAGUAUGAAACGUCUCAGUUCACCUUCCAGCUGGUCGUCUCACAGUUCAACACCAAGCCCUACUUGUGCACCAUCACCGGGUUCUCCAGGCCCAAUUUACCACUCAGAACACCACAUGUUAGAUAUGGAGCCCCCGCAGAACACGGAGGUCGUCCUACCCCACCAUCUUCUGGACGUAAAAGCAAGCAGACCUCAGUCAAGGAGGCUGACAAAUUAAAGGCAGUGAAAGAUGAGGCGGAUGUUCCCCAACCAUCUUCCAUGGAUGUCUGUAGCCCUGGAGGGGUGGCGAAAAUUCUCAUCAAAGACACGACCUUCUCCUGCGGCAGUACGAAAGAAAAUGUAAACAGUCAGAUGAAAGAGGCUCUCUUCAUGAAAAAGGUUCAGCAGGCUACCGAGGAGGAGGAAUACAAGUAUAUCAAAUGCCAAGUUUAUCUAGGUGUGGAGCCGAUGUCGGAGAAAAGGCAGCAGCGGAUACUGGAGGAGAGAGAGAUGGCUCUGCAGGAAUACAUGGUCAAAAAAAGAGAUCAGAGGCAAGAUGAAGACUUCGUUCCCAGGCAGACCCAACUAUCGUCUAAACGGAUGCUUCGACAUAACAAACAGGAUCGAGAUGAAGCACCGGUCUUCCAGUUGUACACCAGCAUUUACUGGGACCUGAGGCAGAGAACGCUCACACUUUUCCAGCAGGCAGCUCGGAAGGUGGUGAUCCGACGCCGGAUGCAGCGCAGACUGGCAUCUUUAAAGAAACUGGUGGACAGUAUAAAGAAGGCUCCCUCAACGGAGAACGCUAAGGACAGAGCAAGUGUCAUUUCUCUAGGCAACGUGUUGCCGUCAUCUUUCCCAAAUUCCCCCCAUGAGGACAAUUCCUCGGUUCUCAGGAAUUUUGCGGCUCUGCCUGUGGAUCCUAACAAUAUGACCGUGACAGGACACAUUCCUUUCUUGAACCUCCAGGUUCCCCAGCACUACCAGCUGAUGCAAUACCAACCCGCUUCUCCCUGGGAAGGGUUUAGCUCCUAUUGUCCCACUACACUGGCCAGACCUCUUCGUGCUGCAGCGCCGGAAGUGCAGAGAGAUAAGGGUCCAGUUGAAGAGGUAGAGAGAAUGAUGGAUCGGGGGACUUCAGAACUCUCCUUCACACCUCCUGAAGCUCUCAUCAGGCCUUUCCAUGCAAAUCCUCUCAGAAUCUUUAACCCGACCCCGGGCCUUCUGGCUUUUAAACUGCAGCCCAAGUACCUGGAGAGCGACACGGAGGUUCACCUCUGUGCUCUGCCAAAGUUUGCACUGUGUGACAACAACAGAUCUGGAUUAAUUCCACUAACUCCACAGGCUCACUUUCUCCAUUUCCAGGAAAUAACCGGCAUGGACGUAAAACAGAUCUCCGUCCCAAUCACCAAUACGACCUCACCUCGUAGGUCCGUCGACUAUGAUACAGACAUCCUUCCCCUCUUUGCUCCUCCUCUUCUCCCUGGCCUCCCUGAUGAUUAUCAUCUGCAGCUAACCGAGUCCUCGUGUGAAGGUCCGGGAAUCCAGCUUACGCCAGAGAUGAUCAGAGCCGAGUUCCCGUUGAGGAAAGCUCCCGUCACCAAUAGCAUCCCCAUCAUAGGGAUAACACCCAGGGUGACGGUGAUCUACACAUCUGACAUCAACCCGAUGCAAGCAAGACUCAUGGCCAGGCUGGAAGAGCUCGAUGAAGAGGAGCUUGAAUAGGCAAAAAGGCGCUGCACACACACACACAUACACACAUCAUCUUCAGGAAUAAACACUACUGCUUUUCUCCGGAGGCACAUUAUUCAGCAGCCAUCCCACUCAA